AUGAGCUGCUUUUGGUGUUGCGCAGGGAUAGGAGCAGCAGAGAUGCGCGGAGACCACCACCGCACUCCGACCCACGCUGGAGAUGGAGACCACUCAUCUUCUUUACGUCACCGUGUAGCCCCCCGGGCUUUUGAAGAUUGGGAACAUCUCCACCUCCCUCCCCAGGGUUUCUUUGCCCCGCAGGUGGUCUUCCCUCCCCAGGGUUUCUUUGCCCCGCAGGUGGUCUUCCCUCCCCAGGGUUUCUUUGUCCCGCAGGUGGUCAUCCCUCCCCAGGGUUUCUUUGCCCUGCAGGUAGACGACCCUCCCCAGGGUUUCUUUGCCCCGCAGGUGGUGAUCCCUCCCCAGGGUUUCUUUGCCCUGCAGGUGGACGACCCCCCCCAGGGUUUCUUUCCCCCGCAGGUGGACGACCCCCCCCAGGGUUUCCAUCCCCCGCAGGAGGAGGACCCUCCCCAGGGUUUCCAUCCCCCGCAGGUGGAUUACCCUCCCCAGGGUUUCCAUCCCCCGCAGGUGGACAACCCUCCUCAGGGUUUCUAUCUCCAGCAGGUGGAUUACCCUCCCCAGGGUUUCUAUCUCCAGCAGGUGGAUUACCCUCCCCAGGGUUUCUAUCUCCAGCCGGUGGAUUACCCUCCCCAGGGUUUCUUUCCCCCGCAGGCGGAACUCCCUCCGCAGGUGGAUCUCCCUCCACAGGCGGUUCUCCCUCCGCAGGCGGUUCUCCCUCCGCAGGCGGUUCUCCCUCCGCAGGCGGUUCUCCCUCCGCAGGCGGUUCUCCCUCCGCAGGCGGUUCUCCCUCCGCAGGUGGAUCUCCCUCCGCAGGUGGACCUCCCUCCGCAGGUGGACCUCCAUCCGCAGGUGGACCUCCCUCCGCAGGUGGAUCUCCCUCCGCAGGUGGAUCUCCCUCCGCAGGUGGAUCUCCCUCCGCAGGUGGAUCUCCCUCCGCAGGUGGACCUCCCUCCGCAGGUGGAUCUCCCUCCGCAGGUGGACCUCCCUCCGCAGGUGGAUCUCCCUCCGCAGGUGGAUCUCCCUCCGCAGGUGGACCUUGCGGAUCCUCCUACUGCAGCCGGCCCUUCCCCUCCUGUUUCUCCUUUUCUUUCCUCCCCCUCACGUCCUGCCUCUCCCUUUUCUCCCUCUACGCCUUCCUCGUCUUCUUUUUCUGCCUCUGAUUUCCAGAGCCUUGAGGAGUUCCUGGACAUUUUUGUGCAGACUCUGGAUCCAGCUCCUGCCUCCCCCACUGUUGCUCCUAUUCAGGUCCGUCCAAUCAUUGGUGCAUAUGUCCCCUCUCCUCCUGGCAGUGCUCCUUCUUCUCCCCUUCUUGCCUCCCCCUCACACUCUUCCUCUCCAGGUCCAGAGGAGUUUAUUUUAGGUCCAGAUCUUCCUGUUUCAGAUUUACCUGACCCAGGUUGCUCUUCAGAUUUUAACACUGCUUCUCCCACUCCCUCUUCUUCCCACAAACGUAGCAGGUCCGAGUGCUCCCCCGAGAACAACUCCAAGAGGCAGCGCCGCUCGUCUCCUGCUCCCUCUUCUUCCUCCCGCUCCCCUUCCUUGUGA
Molecule: messenger RNA, 1545 nt
Organism: Knipowitschia caucasica
Lineage: Eukaryota; Metazoa; Chordata; Actinopteri; Gobiiformes; Gobiidae
Source: the annotation of a GenBank genome assembly